Messenger RNA from Zerene cesonia (dogface butterfly), 693 nucleotides. RefSeq names its product cuticle protein 70, isoforms A and B-like. Lineage: Eukaryota; Metazoa; Arthropoda; Insecta; Lepidoptera; Pieridae. The record is from RefSeq and is a predicted model, not a curated record. The coding region runs from base 146 to 601 and encodes 151 amino acids. The transcript has 4 exons.
CCGCCCUUGCGGACAUAACACACACCUAAAAUUAAAUCGACCUAGGAUAUCUAGCGAUAUAGCUAAAUACCUAAAUGGUAUAUAAGGUGCGCGCGCGCAAUAUUGACCAUACCACAUUCUUACUUCGGUAGCAACGGUCAGAAACAUGCGUGCCUUCAUCUUCUUCGCCCUGCUCGCCGUGGCUGUAGCCAAGCCCAAACCUGGCUACCUUGGAGGCCUUGGAGGAUACUCCGGAUACUCCGGAUACUCGAGCUACGCUGCAGCCCCAGCUCUAAGCAUCUCUCACCAGCCAACCUACGCGAUCGCUCAACCAGCCAUCUCAGUGGCGCACGCGCCGGUCAUCCAAGCCGCGCCAGUGGCUGUAGCCCACGCCCCCGCUGCUACUAGUUACUCUUCCUUCCAACGGGUGAUCCACCCAGCAUCACACUCCGUGGUCCACGCUGCACCAAUCGCAGUUGCCCAACCAGUGGUCCAUGCUGCGCCAAUCGCUGUGGCCCAGCCCGUGCUCCAAGCCGCCCCAGCUGUCAUCUCGCAUGCCCCACUCGCCACCUAUGCCCAAUCAUACGGCCAUGGUUUGUCAUCAUUCGGCCAUGGCUGGUAAACUUAGGAUUAAUUUAAACUAAUUUUUGUUUGUAUAUGCGUUGAGAUCAUGCCCGUAAUGGCGGGGUGGUGCAAAUAAAUAUUUAUAUUCUA